This is a messenger RNA of Folsomia candida, 2084 nucleotides long. Its product is annotated as fatty-acid amide hydrolase 1. Gene Ontology annotation, molecular function: amidase activity; fatty acid amide hydrolase activity. The coding region runs from base 144 to 1790 and encodes 548 amino acids. Gene Ontology annotation, biological process: fatty acid catabolic process. Lineage: Eukaryota; Metazoa; Arthropoda; Collembola; Entomobryomorpha; Isotomidae. The record is from RefSeq and is a predicted model, not a curated record. The transcript has 10 exons.
AUCGUUAGGGAUUGAAUUCAAUUAGGUUCCACUUUCCUUAUGCGUAAGGUUUAUUAAAUCCAAGUUUCAGUAGUAAUUUGGACUUCGUUUGGAGCUUUACGAUACUUUUUGAUAUAUUACAAAUACAAUAAUACAAGAUUAUUAUGGAAGUCAAGUCCCGUCAAGAGCUGGACAAAUUAGUCUUCAAGAGGCAGGCAGAACGAGUCGAAUCGUUUAAGAAAUUGAGGGAAGAGUACAAUUUGGACAAUGAUGCUGCAUCCCAAGCCAUCCUGCAAUUGGAUGAUGCAACUUUGUUGGCCAAGUUGCGAGGAGGUUCCUUGAAGGCGACGGUGGUUUUGAAGGCAUACAUGGCAAAGGCGUUACAGGUCACGGACAAUUGUAAUUGUAUCACCGAGUUCAUUCCACAGGCCAAGCAAUGGGCAGAGGAAUUAGAUAUGCCGAAUGCAGUGAAAGGUCCCCUCCACGGAUUGCCAAUCGCUCUUAAGGAAGAUUACGAUGUCGAAGGAAUGGAUAGCACGCUGGGGUUUGCAAAGAAAUUGUAUCAACCAGCCAAGAAGCAUGCGGUACUGGUGAAAAUUUUGAGAUCCUUGGGAGCCGUGCCGUUCGCAAAGACAAAUGUACCUCAAUCACUUUUAUCGUACGCAUGUGACAACCCAAUUUAUGGGAUAACCACGAAUCCUAAGAAUAAAUUUCUCUCGCCUGGUGGCUCCUCGGGAGGAUCGGGAGCAAUUAUGGGUGGAAGUGGAGCCGUAUUUUCCAUGGGAUCCGACAUUGGAGGAUCACUACGAAUUCCGGCCCAUUUUAACGGGGCAGUGACCUUGCGGGGAACCGUUGAUAGGCUGAGUGUUCGAGGGGUGAAUGCAUGCAUCAUGGAUAAACUUGUUGGAGCCGUGGGUGUUCCUGGAGUCAUUGGAAAUUCUGCUAGUUUUGUUUCCCUCGUGUAUAAAGAGCUGUUGAAGGAUUCCCUUCAAAAUAAGGAGGACCCAAGAGCUGUGCCAAUUCCUUGGAAUGAUGAGCUAUACUUAUCUGAUAACAAGUUGCGAAUCGGUUACUAUACCUCGCUCCCAUUUUUUCCAACAAUUGGUGACACUGGAAAAACUAUCCUGGAUGCCAAAGCAGCACUGGAAUCGUUGGGCCAUAGUGUCGUCGAGUUUCAAAUGCCUGACGAUUUUCACUACAUUGGAAUAAUUAACGCCCUUCUGCACGCAGAUGGCGGAAAGAUUUUUAGAGAACUCUUCCAUUUAGAGCAAAUUGCUCUAGCGACAAAGGGACUCGUCGCCAACGCAUAUGCUCCGGAAUGGAAACGAAAAUUGGUGGCAAAUAUGUUCCCAAUAUUUGGUGGUAGUUCAAAGCGUGGCGCAAUGUUGGCCAGAACAAUGUUAGAUGCUAGAAGUUCUGACGAUUUAUGGGAAAAGAUGUAUCAGAAAAAAUUGGUGAGAAAUUAUAUUUUGGAUAAAAUGGAGGAGCAGGAGUUGGAUCUCAUUUUAUGCCCGGUCUUCCCAUUUCCGGCGUGUAAACUGGCUGAAGCUGCAGAAUUACUGUUUGCUGUUGUUUACACUAUGAUUUGGAAUAUCGUCGAUUUUCCGGCUGGAGUUCUUCCAUUUGGCGUAGAGUCUGGAAAAAAUAUUUGUGCAUAUGAUGAUGAAGGGGACGCAAUGCUCAAGAUGGCAAAGGAGAGUGUAACAGAAUCUGCUGGAAUGUCAAUUGGAGUGCAAUUAGUUGCAAAACCCUUUAAAGAAGAACUCGUCCUGAGGGUCAUGACUGAAUUGGAGAAGACAAGCAAAAAAUGAAUUCAGGAAUCUUGCAGAUCUUGAUAGAAUAUACAAAUUAUAUUUUACCACAAUUCGUAAUGAAACUGUCUAUAUUGAAAUAUUGAAUUCAAAGCCAGUGUUACAAUUAAAUAACGCUCUACAUUUUUUAGUACACAAUUUGAGUGUUAUGGUUCAGAAAAAUUGACUUGGGCCUGAAUACGACAGGAUUUACAUAUAUACAUACAUACAAAAUGCAAUUUUUCGUAGUUUCGAGUGACAGAAUUCUCUACAUGCAAAUUUCAUGAUAAUGCAAUAAAAUUAUCUCAUUCAUUA